AUGUUCGCUCCACCAGGCUCCCCAGAUGUCUUAGCCCUGGCAAAAUUCGCCUAUCAAGUCUAUGACACCUACAAAGGCGCUCCAAAGAGAUUCAAAGAUCUCACAGGUGACAUCAAAGGACUUGAGAUUCUCCUCCUGAAACUUGGGAACAGACUUUCCCUCCAAGGGGAUACUACCGACCAAGAUGAUUCUCACAAAACUUUAUUAUCGUCUGAUGAAGCUGCGGGCUUGGAACAGCUUGUCAAACAAGCCGGAGAGAUGUUAGAAGAGUUGCAGCAGAAACAAGGAUAUGCAUCAGCUCCAAGAGGAUUGAGUCGAUUUAGGUGGUCCCAGGGGGAAGUGGACUCUGUGAGGUCGAGAAUUACGUCUCUUUGUGCGAUCAUUGGAGCAUUUAAUAGCGGUUUGGCGCUUCCUAAUAUUGCGUCAAGAGUUCCCGUGGUCGACAAACAACAAGAAAUCUUGGAUAAGUUAGAUAACUUCCUUCUGAGUCUCAACAAGGAUAGCCUCUCAUCUACUAUCUCCGUGGCCGGUUCGAGCGUCCCAACCCUUGUUGAAACCGAAAACGAGGUGAACCCUAUCUCCGUGGCCGGACCGAGCGCCCCAACCCUUGUUGAAACCGAAAACGAGGUGAACCCAGAAUGGCCCAAGCUAGUCCGCCGAAUGACCGAGUACGGUAUAUCCGAAGCAGAAGCAGAGCAGAAUCAAGAUCUCAUUCUGAAAUGGACAACUCGUGCAUCUGAACCCGCGGGUUCACUUCCUCUCCAGCGAUCACCAACUACCAACUCUAUGGGAAGUAUAGAUGACGACUUAGGUUUAGGAGCGCACAAACGAGAAAUUGAAGUCCUCUCAGCCGUAUACGGACCCAAAAUUGUCACAGACAUUAUGAGACACAUUAUCAAUGCGCACUUAGGUCUAAAGAUGACUAGAGUGCCUUUCUCGGCUACGAACGAGACAUUCGGUGGAGAUCCUUGGCGGAACCGCAUUAAGGCUUUCUCAAUGGUCUGGCGAAAAGUGAUUCGUCUCGAUUAUGGAAACCUCUAUUCAGCUCCUCAGAAACUGUUCGCUGAGGAAGGUGAAGUGCUUACCAUCGAUCUUUCAGUUCCACUGCCUUUCCACAAGAGUUCGGAAACGAAUCAACGGGGUUCGAUCUAUAUUUUGAAUGCAAGCUGGCACAACUUAGACGUCACGAAACAUGUCAAAUCGAUAACGGCAAAUGAUCCUCGACCGAGUAUCAUGGCAUCGACUCAUGAGUUCUUCGCAAUAGAUCCGUGCUACGGACACGGGAAGGUCAUGUCCGUGACAUGGGCGUACUCGGAUACCGCGGCGGCACUGUCACAUUGCGAGGUGAAGACUGUGACUGAGAAUUCUUCGAUCCAAGUCCCUCCAUUCCUGGAUAUUAUUCGUGCGAACUGGGGUGGGCUGGACAUUACGAAUCUUGUUCGAGCGAAGAUCACACCUCAGCAGACAUUAUACUUUGACACGAAGAAUGUCUCGGCCUUUGCGUCUCCCGAUCCGCUACCUGGAUGGCAAAAGACAAUUUCGAUACUAUAUCAGUAUGGUUCUUUGGAACCGAUGCAAAUGCUGGUUGCAGGUGAAGACUCUGGCUAUGCCAUUAUCGACCCGGGGGAUCGAAUGAGACGGAAUUUCUUUUUUUCUAAGAGCAUAGAGGUCACAUCAGAUAUCAGAGUGGUAGCUGCUGUGUGGGGAUUGCAGCCUGUUUCUGAGAGAGUGUUUGGCAGGGCUGUGACAGAGAGGAAGAAAGUCCUUUGUAGUAAUGCCUUCUUUGGGAGGGAUGGAUGGGGUGGGAGAAUAAAGACUCUUCAGGUAUUCUUGCAGAAUGGACAUACGGGGGAGUGUGUUUGUGUGAGUGAGAAGGAGGGGAAUGUCCUUGAGAUGCCAACUAUUUGGCCAGAACAUUAA
This is a messenger RNA of Penicillium concentricum, 1920 nucleotides long. RefSeq lists its product as uncharacterized. The record is from RefSeq and is a predicted model, not a curated record. Lineage: Eukaryota; Fungi; Ascomycota; Eurotiomycetes; Eurotiales; Aspergillaceae. The transcript has 2 exons. The coding region runs from base 1 to 1920 and encodes 639 amino acids.